Molecule: messenger RNA, 2346 nt
Organism: Moneuplotes crassus
Lineage: Eukaryota; Ciliophora; Spirotrichea; Euplotida; Euplotidae
Source: the annotation of a GenBank genome assembly
GCAAUAUUUUAAAUGGUUAACAAGAAAGGAGACUCCAAAACCAGGAAGAAAAAGACAAAAAAGCCUAUAGGAAGUAAACUAAAAUGCUUAGCAGACUUAAGAGAAAACAAGAGGUUGUUAAAUAAGAGUACCAAGAGCACAGCGAAUUUGUUACAAAGUUGUAGAGUACCUCCUCAUUCGAUAAAAGAAGGAAAGAACAAAUAGAAAGAUAACAUCAAGUAAGAGAAAAUCCAUCAAAAACAAGAAAGAAUUUCAAUUCCAGACCUUCAAUGAAUCAAAGUAUCCUAAUUUAUUCAGAGAAUCAGGCAAUUUUUCAAAUGGUACUUUUCAAUCAAAGGAGAACAGAAAAAUGUUCAGUAAUACUGCAGUUAGUGAGGAGUCAAACUUUCUCAAGAAUGUUCGACCUCCUAAAUCUCCAACGAUCAACAACUUCCUUCUGUCAACUCAGUCAGAUCUGAACGAGGAGGUCUACCAAAAUUCUGAGACCACCCGAACCCUGAACUUAGACCUGCAAAAAUCCCUGAGGAGAGAUUCCAGCAAAGACUCUUGGCUUGCCAGGUCUCAAUCUGGCUUGGAGAUACAACAGGAUUUACUGGAAAGGAUUCAUCAAAGAAAGGGGGAAAGGACCAAAGUACCAAAAGCAAGCACUACAGUAUCAACUCCAUCAUUGAUCAAAUAAAUGACUGGGUGAUGGAGGAAUUCAUCAAAACUCAAUUAAACUGAUAAAUUACAGAGAGCUUGGCCUUCACAGAAGAAAGGCACAAAAAAUACGAGAACUCCAUGGCUUCAAAAGUCGUAAAAUAUCAAAAGAUUCCCGUAAAUCUCGCUCAAGGCUUUCCAAGGAAGGACCAUUAGACAGGAAAAGUAUGGAUAGAAGGAAAUCGAAGUGCCAGACUAGGAACCAGCAUUUGAAAACGUCUUACGGAGGGCAUUUAUCACACAAGGAGAAGAGUAAAAAUACUACCUUGGCUCCUAAAAGAGCCAGUCGCAGGAGUAAUUCUAAGGAAAAUAAGCAACCUAAUGGAAUGUAUAUCUCAGACGGCAGAAGGGCUAGCUCAAAGAAAAUGAAAAGAAUUGGUAGCAACAAACACCUUAAAGUCUCUCUCAAAGACCUUGACUGUAUGAAGAAACUUAAAGAAAAGAUGACCAAUAAAGGGAAGAAAGGGAAUAAACAUCCUAAGAUGUAUAUUUCUGACCGCCCAGCUAAAAAGAAGUCUAAAAAGAGAAGAAUGAAGCAUAGCUCUUCUAGGAAUUCAUUUAAUAGCUCAACUCGAGAUCUAAUAGAAAAACAGAGAUCAGGCACUCAACUUGAAAACCACUACGUUGAAUCCUUAAAAAGAGACUCUAGCAAAUUAAAACUGAAAGGGUCUAAGAAGAAAAAGGAAGUUAGCAGAGGACCUUUUAACCAAAAUUCAAUGCAAAGUUUAAAGUCCAGCAUAGUUCAGGCCUCAAAAUUCCAAACUUUAAGGACCCCUGAAUCAGGCUAUAGCAGAGGUUUGCGAUUUGAAGACUUAGAUGCCGAACAAAUAGCAGUGAAGGAAGAUUAUAAAUUAGACACUGAAGAAUCUCAUCCUGACCUCUUUAGCUCAGGAGAUGAUGUGCUAGUCGGCAGCGGAACAAACUUUACCACAAGUGAGAGAAACCCAAACGAGACCACAGGAGAAACAACUCCUAGAGCACAAGAUGAUACUUAUAAGGAAAGCUUGACAUCUUUAGAAGGGUCUAAUGACGGCUGAGGUCGAGAAAAUAGAAGGAGUGUUGAGAAUGAGCAAGAUUGAUCCUCAAAUAAUGAUCAUGGCUUAAUAAACAAUAUCUCAAUGAUUAAAAUGAAUAAUGAAAUUAGCCAAGAAAGUGACUAUCUAAAACUAAAAACUUCCAUGAACGAAAGCCAGGGCGAACUUCUCGAAGAGUUCAUCACUCCUGAAGUCUCCACUAAAUCCUCUUACAUCAACGCUCCUAUGGUCGAAAUCCCACCACAGCCAUCCUUCCAAGCACCUCCCCUCGAUUCUCAUGAACCAGAACUCCCCUCAGACAGCUACUUCAUCAUGAUCCUUCCUUCAAACACCCCAUCUCCCACUGGCCCACUUUCCUCUACAGACCAAGCUCCCCCUUCAAAUAUUUCAAAUUUCAAGCGUACCCCUAAAAAUCCCCCACCUUCUUCUACAUCGUGCCCAAAGCGUGAAGCCAGACUUCCCCUUAUCCCUAGUGUGGCUGCAGAAUGAAUUCUAGAAGUAGGAUCUGAAGAAGAAGAGACAGAUGAGGUGGGUGAGAAGAGUUGGAGUUGAGCAGAAGAUAUGGGGGAUUGAGAAUUAGAGUAUUCUGUGUAAUUGGAGAAUUUGUUUUGGG